AUGCUUCUUCGAUUCGUUGUCCUUUUUAUUGUUGCUUUAUUGGCUCUUGCCAGUUCAUCAGAUGCUCCACCACCACCACCACCAAAUGGAACUGAAAUGGAACCACUAUUAGGAAAUGGUACAGAACCUGCUGGGCCACCACCACCACCAAUGGAUGGAAUGAAUGGUACAGUAGUCCAGGAGAAUGGAAAUAAAACAGGAGGAGUUAUGGAUUGGAUCAAAUCGAAGCUUGGAAAGUAA
Messenger RNA from Caenorhabditis briggsae, 240 nucleotides. The record is from RefSeq and is a predicted model, not a curated record. The transcript is spliced from 2 exons. Bases 1 to 240 code for a protein of 79 amino acids. Lineage: Eukaryota; Metazoa; Nematoda; Chromadorea; Rhabditida; Rhabditidae.